This is a messenger RNA of Sardina pilchardus (European sardine), 2594 nucleotides long. RefSeq names its product sodium/potassium/calcium exchanger 2-like. Lineage: Eukaryota; Metazoa; Chordata; Actinopteri; Clupeiformes; Clupeidae. The record is from RefSeq and is a predicted model, not a curated record. Gene Ontology annotation, molecular function: calcium, potassium:sodium antiporter activity; calcium channel activity. Gene Ontology annotation, cellular component: plasma membrane. The transcript is spliced from 12 exons. Gene Ontology annotation, biological process: intracellular calcium ion homeostasis; calcium ion transmembrane transport. The coding region runs from base 475 to 2403 and encodes 642 amino acids.
UUUGGAGCGGCGUGGGAAGGUAGUAGGAUGAACGCGGGUUGGUGCGUUGUCGGGUUGGUAGUCAGUCUCUCACAGCCCCUCCUCUGUUGACGGUGAGGAUAACAGACAUCGCAUUCGUUCACCGGGAGCAGGAGGGCAGGAGAGAGGAUUGCACUCUCGCACCCAACCUGCUGCUGCUGCCGCCCUCAGCUGCGCGUAUCUUUCCGCCUCUUCGAACAGGGGCUAAUAUGAGGAAGCCUGUUGGUGUUGCCGACCCAGGAAGGCAUCUAGCUCCUGCUGACACUCUCUAAAUCCUCCAGCUGUCCCAUCAUGCCUUGCUCCCCAUAGAUCCCCCGACCCCCCCGAUCUCAUAACCACACGCUACAACGCACACACACACACACACACUCACUGACGAACCCCCCCCACCCCCACCCCCAACUCCACGGAGCCCUCACACUACACACACAACACACACACACACACACAGUAGCCAUGGGCGCGGACACGGAAUCCCAGGAGCCCCAGCUGAGUGCGGCGUGUAAGCGAAAGCGGUACCUCCACACGCGCAGGAAGUUGAGGCCUCUGCGGAUCGCGGGCUUCCUCCUGAGCCUGGCAGCAAUAAGCACGGUCCCCUUCGCCCUGGGUGCCUUCUCCUCGGCCUUCGGGACGCACCCUUCGCUCGCCUCCUCCUCCUCUCCCUCCUCCCUGUUAGGCGGGGCGCCGCACCGGACUCUGCUGUCCACUGACCGCUGGCGGUCGGGCGACAACGCCUCGGCGGAGGACUCGCCGGUGGCCCUGCGCUCGUCGGCGGCGGACGGCAACAAGUCCCAGGGCGACUACCCCGAGGACCUGUUCUCGCUGGAGAAGCGCCAGCAGGGCGCCGUGCUGCUGCACAUGAUGGGCAUGCUCUACAUGUUCAUCGCGCUGGCCAUCGUCUGCGACGAGUUCUUCGUGCCGGCGCUCACCGUCAUCAUCGAGCGCUUCGGCAUCUCCGACGACGUGGCGGGCGCCACCUUCAUGGCGGCGGGCGGCUCGGCGCCCGAGCUCUUCACCUCCAUCAUCGGCGUCUUCGUCUCGCACAGCAACGUGGGCAUCGGCACCAUCGUGGGCUCAGCCGUCUUCAACAUCCUCUUCGUCAUCGGGAUGUGCGCGCUCUUCUCCAAGGAGAUCCUCAACCUCACCUGGUGGCCGCUCUUCCGCGACGUCUCCUUCUACAUCCUGGACCUUAUCAUGCUCAUCGUCUUCUUCCUGGAUAACUACAUCACCUACGGCGAGAGCAUCGCCCUGCUGUCGGCCUACGCCCUGUACGUCGUCUUCAUGAAGUUCAACUCCAACGUGGAGGGCUUCGUCAAGUCCUGCCUGAACCGGAAUCAGGUGGUGGAAGUGGAGGCCCAACCGAAGCAAAGCCCUGUGACUCCAGAGGAUGAGAGCAAGUUAUCGGCAAGACCUCGGCUCCAGAGAGGAGGAAGUUCCGCCUCCCUGCAUAACAGUCUCAUGAGGAACAGCAUCUUCCAGCUCAUGAUACACACUCUGGACCCUCUCAGUGAAGAAUUUGCUGACUCUGAACUUGGGACUUAUGGCAAGCUUAAAUACUAUCACUCAAUGAGCGAGGAAGGGAAGUUCCGAGAGAAGGCCUCCAUCCUUCACAAGAUUGCCAAAAAAAAAUGCCAAGUCGAGGAUGCCAAUGGAGUUAUGGAUAAGAAUCUUCCCAACAGCUCCAGUGUGGAGGUGGAGGUCACCCCCCCAAUGAACGGCACGGCUGGACAGGAUGGAGACGCGGGUGAGGAUGAGGAAGAAGAUGAUCAGCCUCUGAGCCUGGCAUGGCCCGAGACUAACCGCAAGCGCGCGGCGUACCUGUUCAUCAUCCCCAUCGUAUUUGUGCUCUGGAUGACACUACCUGAUGUCAGAAAACAGAGCUCUAAAAAGUUCUUCCCGAUCACGUUUCUUGGAUCGAUCUGCUGGAUCGCUGGCUUCUCCUAUCUCAUGGUGUGGUGGGCCCACCAGGUGGGCGAGACGUUUGGAAUUACAGAGGAAAUCAUGGGGUUGACCAUCCUGGCCGCCGGGACCUCCAUCCCCGACCUCAUCACCAGCGUCAUCGUGGCGCGGAAGGGACUGGGGGACAUGGCUGUGUCCAGCUCCGUGGGGUCAAACAUCUUCGACAUUACCGUGGGGUUACCGUUCCCGUGGCUGCUGUUCUCGUUCAUCCACAACAUGGAGCCGGUGAAGGUGAGCAGCAACGGGCUCUUCUGCGCCAUCGUGCUGCUCUUCAUCAUGCUCCUCUUCGUCAUCAUCUCCAUCGCCGCCUGCAAGUGGAAGAUGAGCAAGCUGCUCGGCUUCAUCAUGUUCCUGCUCUACAUCGUCUUCCUGGUGGUCAGCGUCAUGCUCGAGGACCAGGUCAUCAGCUGCCCGGUGUCCGUCUGAGUGGAGGACACACACACACACACACACACACACACACACACACACACACACAUACACACAGAGAGACACUCAUACAUACACAGACACAGACACAGACACAGACACAGACACAGACACACACACACACACACACACACACACACACACACACACACAGACACACAGACACACAGACACACACACACACACAC